UCACCCAGCACACAGCGCCGUCGGACUGUGAACGCGCGAACCAGGCUCGCGCCCCGCUCGCUCCCGUCUUUGUAUUUUAACGUGGACGAGCCGGGCCUCGAGACCGGAAGUGAACGUCUAUGACACGGGAACGGGCCGGGAAGGCAGAGUGACGCGCACCAUGUCACGGGCUCCUUCCUAAAGGCUCCCUCGCUGCUCUUCCAGGAGGAUGGUCUCUACGACCCAAGGCAGCAGUGCGGAACUGGAAAGGGUGGCGUGGCGUUAAAUGGAGUCGGAGCAGCUCUUCAACAGAGGCUACGGCAGGAGCAGCUACAACAGCAUCGCCAGCGGGAGCAGCGACGAGGAGCUCCUGGACGGGGCCGGCGUCAUCAUGGACUUCCGCACCACGGACGAUGACAGCCUGCUGGACGGGGACGCCUCCCCAGGAAAUAACUACAACAUGGUAAAUGGGGGCAAUACGCCCAGCAGCUCCACCCACCUGCUGGACCUGCUGGACGAGCCAAUCCCAGGUGUGGGCACCUACGACGACUUCCACACCAUCGACUGGGUGCGCGAGAAGUGCAAGGACCGAGAGCGCCAUCGCAAGAUCAACAGCAAGAAGAAAGAGUCGGCGUGGGAGUUUGUCAAGAGCCUGUAUGACGCCUGGUCGGGCUGGCUGGUGGUGACCCUGACCGGGCUGGCCGCUGGUGCCUUGGCGGGCCUGAUCGACAUCGCGGCCGACUGGAUGAACGACCUGAAAGAGGGCGUGUGCCUGAGCUCUCUGUGGUUCAACCAUGAGCAGUGCUGCUGGGCCUCCAACGAGACCACGUUUGCCGAGCGGGACAAGUGCCCCCAGUGGAAAACCUGGGCCGAGCUGAUCCUGGGUCAGGCUGAGGGCCCCGGAUCCUACAUCAUGAACUACUUCAUGUACACCUUCUGGGCCCUGACCUUCGCCUUUGUGGCGGUGUUGCUGGUCAAGGUGUUUGCCCCCUACGCUUGCGGCUCAGGGAUUCCCGAGAUCAAGACCAUCCUGAGUGGCUUUAUCAUCCGCGGGUACCUGGGAAAGUGGACGCUGAUGAUCAAGACCAUCACACUGGUGCUGGCUGUAGCCUCGGGGCUCAGCCUGGGCAAGGAGGGCCCACUAGUGCACGUGGCCUGCUGCUGCGGCAACAUCUUCUCCUACCUGUUCCCCAAGUAUAGCAAGAACGAGGCCAAGAAGAGAGAGGUCUUGUCUGCGGCGUCAGCAGCCGGGGUAUCUGUGGCUUUUGGUGCCCCCAUAGGUGGUGUGCUCUUCAGCCUGGAGGAGGUCAGCUACUAUUUCCCCCUGAAGACCCUUUGGCGAUCCUUCUUCGCCGCCCUGGUAGCCGCCUUUGUGUUGCGUUCCAUCAACCCAUUUGGCAACAGCCGUCUGGUGCUGUUCUACGUGGAGUACCACACACCAUGGUACCUCUUCGAGCUUGUGCCCUUCAUCCUGCUGGGGGUCUUCGGCGGCCUCUGGGGGGCGCUCUUCAUCCGCGCCAACAUCGCCUGGUGCCGGCGCCGCAAGUCCACCUACCUGGGGAAGUACCCGGUCCUGGAGGUGAUCACAGUGGCGGUGAUUACGGCUCUGCUGGCCUACCCCAACCCGUACACACGGCAGAAUACCAGCGAGCUGGUCAAGGAGCUCUUCACGGACUGCGGCCCGCUCGAGUCCUCGCAGCUCUGCCAGUACCGCAGCCAGGCCAACAGCAGCCGGCCGCUCCUCGAGGACUCCGCGCCCACCAUGCCUGGUGUCUACUCCGCUAUGUGGCAGCUCUGCCUGGCGCUUAUCUUCAAGAUCUUCAUGACCAUCUUCACCUUUGGCCUCAAGGUGCCCUCGGGGCUCUUCAUCCCUAGCAUGGCAAUUGGGGCAAUUGCUGGGCGCAUUGUGGGCAUCACCAUGGAGCAGUUGGCCUACAACCACCACGACUGGUGCGAGGUGGGGGCCGGCUGCAUCACCCCGGGCCUCUAUGCUAUGGUUGGGGCUGCCGCCUGCCUGGGCGGCGUGACACGCAUGACUGUGUCAUUGGUGGUCAUCAUGUUUGAGCUGACGGGGGGCCUGGAGUACAUCGUGCCCCUGAUGGCUGCUGUGAUGACUAGCAAGUGGGUGGGCGAUGCCUUUGGCCGCGAGGGCAUCUAUGAGGCUCACAUCCGGCUCAACGGCUACCCCUUCCUGGACGCCAAGGAAGAGUUCACGCACACCACACUGGCGUCCGAUGUCAUGCGCCCGCGGCAGGACAACCAGCCGCUGGCCGUGCUCACGCAGGACGAUAUGACCGUGAGAGAUCUGCAGAACAUCAUUGUGGAGACCAGCUGCAACGGCUUCCCUGUCAUAGUAUCCAAGGAGUCACAACGGCUGGUGGGCUUUGCGCUGCGCAGGGACAUCAUCAUCGCCAUUGAGAAUGCCCGGCGCAAGCAAGAGGGCAUCAUGUGGAACUCGCGGGUGUAUUUCACCCAGCACACCCCCACCCUGCCAGCCGACAGCCCCCGGCCCCUCAAGUUGCGCAGCAUACUGGACAUGAGCCCCUUCACCGUCACGGACCACACGCCCAUGGAGAUCGUGGUGGAUAUCUUCCGCAAACUGGGCCUGCGCCAGUGCCUGGUCACGCACAACGGGAAUUUGUUGGGAAUCAUCACUAAGAAGAACAUAUUAGAGCAUCUGGAGGCGUCAAAGCGACACGUGGAUCCCCGGACGCCUCCUCGGCAUCGUCACCAAAAAAGACAUCCUGCGUCACAUGGCCCAGAUGGCAAACCUCGACCCCGAGUCGAUCAUGUUCAACUAGUCCCCGCCCUCCUUGAUGGGCUGGAGAAUGAGGAGGAGGUGUGCCUGCUGGAUGGCUCUGAUCUCUGACGCGAGGACCGCCCCCCCCCCCCCCCCCCACCCUGACGCACCCCUAGGAGCCGCCUAGUGGAGAGAAUGCGCCACUGCUGGCGACGGCCAUGGCUGCCAAAGAUGCUGCGCUACUCUAGGCCUCCGGAAAUCGACACUCACCCUCUCCUCAUCCCGUCCUACCUUCCGGCACCCGACACCCUCCCUCUCACCCCAGCCCUCGGCCAGCCGUGGACCACCAGCCCCCAAGGGUUCAUCUUGGGAUGCUGCCUGAGUGGGGGGGGGGCUGUCCCUCCACCGCUUUGAACGUGAAACAUUUACAUUCCAGCCAGGCUGUCAAGGAAAGCGCCAGAAACGCGUCCCCCUCUCCCCCGCCAGGUCACAGUGGCCCUUUUCUCAUGUCGAGAUCCCAUUCCUGAAACGACUCUGCGUGGUUGCGUGCAAACAGGGGCCGUUCCAACUGGGUACACGUGUCUGUUGUAAUAUAGAGACAUAGGGGAGCUUACUCAUCACUGUAAAAAGAUCUAACAUCAUCCAGGAGUGAAUGUGAAUGUGGAUCUCACCCAGCAGGGGGAGCUAGUGUGCGUGCCUGCUGGAGAUUUGUGUACAGUACCUGUGCAUACCUUUGAUCUGAGCCAAGUGGCGGACGUGGUGUAGAACCACAGAGGAGAGUGCAGUCCUUCGCUGAGAAUGGGCUCCAGGGCUCCACCUGCCUGUCAACCACCAGUGAAGUGUGAAGCUUGUGCAAGCGGAGUCCCUCUGUGCGUUGCGUUCCUGCUACAUUGUGUUUAUUUUUUAAACGUCUCUUAUGGCUGAUACUACUUCUAGUCGUGUCAAUUAUAUGUAUAAACUAGUAACUUCUUACUGCUUAAUUUCAAAACAAAGACUGGAACAUUGAAAUCGUUACCUUUUUCAGAGAUCUCUUCCUUUAGGUUUUCUUGAAGUGUCUUAGUAAUUUGAAGCAGGACGAUGCUUAUGAUGAUUACUGAAAACACCCUCACAGUGAACUGGAUUUUCUUUGACGGUUUUGAGGGACUUCAAGUGAUUUCAUAGUCACCAACCACUUCAGUAAUCAGACAGGGAUAACGGUCCUGGAUAUUAACCCCCCCCUCCCCUCUCCCUCCAUUCCAUAACCUUCCUGUUUGAGGCAUGAUGCAGUGAGGAAUCCCCCCCUCCAGAUCAGCAGACCAUGCAUCUGUAAUUCCUUCAUUACCAUCCUGUGGCCAGUUGCAGACUUCAGCAUAUGAACUGGUCCCAGAACUGAAUGCCAUCCUUGGCUUGCGCUUUUCAAUUUCUUUUUCUCAUGGCAUUUAGUUUCCUUUUAUGUCCCUCCCUGCCUGCCGUAGAACACAAAUUUCCAGCCCCCUUGGCUCCAUUACUGCAUUACAGCAUUGUAUUUUCCCCCAUCUUGCUUCCCUUCAUUCCACUGUUGUUAUAGCGACAUGCAUAGCACUUUACCUGCUAACAAGAGCUGAAAGAGUGUGUAUGUGGGUAAGUGUGUGUGAGGUGCGGGGGGGGGGGGGGGGGUCGGUGUUUGCCGCGUUCUUUGUAUAACAGUGACUGUACUGCUGUUGGUUAAUGAAGAAUGCAUUGUCUUCGUUAACGUGGUGUUGCCUAACACUAUUUAAUACCAAUCGAUGUUUUUUCCUUUUUUAAUUUAUAUUAGCAUUGAGUUGUACAUUAUGAAGAAUUUUGUGUAUGAUUACGUCGAUGGUUUAAUUGUACAUUUGAAAAAAAUGCUGUAAAAAUAAAUUUUGUUUUAAAAUCAA
Messenger RNA from Paramormyrops kingsleyae, 4596 nucleotides. It is a transcript of the gene clcn3, whose product is annotated as chloride channel 3. Gene Ontology annotation, biological process: transmembrane transport; chloride transport. The record is from RefSeq and is a predicted model, not a curated record. Lineage: Eukaryota; Metazoa; Chordata; Actinopteri; Osteoglossiformes; Mormyridae. Gene Ontology annotation, cellular component: early endosome; Golgi apparatus; plasma membrane. Gene Ontology annotation, molecular function: chloride:proton antiporter activity; voltage-gated chloride channel activity.